Molecule: messenger RNA, 2494 nt
Organism: Pecten maximus
Lineage: Eukaryota; Metazoa; Mollusca; Bivalvia; Pectinida; Pectinidae
Exons: 6
Coding region: 212-652 (146 amino acids)
Source: RefSeq, a predicted model, not a curated record
AAUAAACAUUAGUGAAAAAGUACCUGCCUGCACAGAUCAAAGCCUUCAAUUUCGGGGGAUACAUUUUUGUAAUCUGAUAAGGAUUCUUUGGACUGAUUGAUCUCUGGUCAGGGAAAUAGAGACGGAUUUUAAAAAUAUUGUGUAACGUUUGGUCAAACGGUCAGUUUUUCAGGAAAAUCAUCUUUAUUGGACAUUUAUAAAUACAGCUUUGAUGAUGAUGUCGAGGGUGUCCACCACGUUACUGCGGCCAUCGGCUGUCCGGUCUUCCGUGGUUAGGAAUUUCGGGGGGGAAAGUGCCUAUGAGAAGGUCUUUUCUCGCAAAAGCGUGAUCCACCCUCUGAAUGCUAUCAAAGAAAAAGAGCUGUCAGUUGUGACGGGGAUCACUGGAAUAGCAGUCUCGGCUGCCAUAGCUUACCCUUUAUAUUAUCUAUUUACAAACAUUGAUAUAUCACUGAACAAAGCUAGACCAUACACGUGGCAUGACGCCAGGCCAGGACACAGAGACGUGUUGUUUACCAGAAGAAAAUAUGGGGAUCUACACAAAGAUAUCAAAAACAUGACCAGUCUCCUAGACAACCCUAACGACGAGAAAAUGUUAGGUCUGGAGGAAAAAAUAGCGAAAAUAAAGGAACUCAGGAAAUCAAAAGAGUAGGCGUGACGUGUGUUAUACUGAAUUAUUGUGAAAUGUAUUUUAGCGUGACUAAUGACGUUAUGCAUAUCACGUGAUAUACUAGUGCAUACGUGAAGUGUUGUUUGGUGUAUCAUCAUGUAAUGUGAUUUGCUUUUCGUGUCAUAUGACCUGCUGCCAGGUCACGUGAUAUACUAGUGCGUCACGUGAUGUAUAAACGUGCCACGUGUUGUAUCAUCGUUUCGUUUGUUUUAUCGUGCCACGUGACGUGCUACCGUGGCACGUGACAUACCGGUGUGUCAUGUGAUGUAUCAUAGUGCUAUGUGAUGUUUUAGUCUGUCAUGUGAUUUAUCUGUAAAAGAAAAUAAGAUUUUUUUGUCAGAUAGGUACGAGAUCAAUGAUAAUGCCUUUGUUGUGACAACCAUACUUUUGAAAUGGAGGUACAAAUGAUUAUACAAACGCCACAAUAUAGUAGUGCAUAUCGUACAAAGGCCAAUUUGGUUACAGCCUCAUGUAGCUGUUUCGUCUUUUUGGAACCUGUCAGAGAUGUUAAGGACCUCAACAUGUUAUCAAAAAAUGCCCACAAUUAAAUAAUAGUAUCAAAAUUUCAAAUUAUGUCUGGAGUUAUCUCCCUUACACAGUUUGUUUUCUCAGGUAUUAAGAAUUAUCGCUAGGUCUAUAUACAACCUUUACUUUUACUGCGUGUACUUGCUGUAGAGGUUUCCAGACGGAUCAAAUCAAGUAAAACACACAGAAAAUGGACAUUUUUGCUGAAAAAAAUGUUUCAAACUUUUUCAAAAACUUAAGUUUUUAACUGUUCUAAAAUGCAACCUAUGCAAUAUUUAGAUUCAAUUUAGCAAAUAAUCUGCAGACAUUGGAAUAUGUCAUAGCAAAUUUACCUGUUUAUAUGUGUUUGGAUAAGCAGUGAUUCAUUUCGUUGAUAUCAGUACUUUGAAGUAUUAUGACAAUAUUUUAUAUGUGUUAGAUAUUGCCAGAGGUAUUUGUCAAUUUCGACUUAACAGAAAGUAGGUUAACUACAGAAAUCAAUCGAAUUAAAUUCAAAUUUCAUAUUUCUGAAAAAAACAAACAACACUAUUCAUUGUCAAAACUUAACCAGCACUGCCAACUGCACCUGUAAUUGGACUGUAAUAGAUGACAACCGGAAAUUGUACUCUAUACUAGCCGGAAACUCUACUCAAUGGUACCGGAAACUGUAUUCAAUAACAAUCAGGUCCUGUACUCAAUACUAACCAAAAAUCAACCGGAAACAGUACUCAAAAUCAACCGGAAACAGUACUCAAAAUCAAUCUGAAAUGCCAACCGAAUACUAUACUCAGUACCAUCCGGAAACUAUACUCAACACCAACCGGAAACUGUACUCAACAUUAUCAGGAAACUCGUAAUAUUUUUCUAUACUCUGUAAUAUGCAGUAAUCAAGUACCAUCUGUAAAUUGUACUCGGUCUGAAGUUCGAUUACGAGAGAAAGUUCAAGCAUACAAGUGUAUCAAUACAGCACACCUGUUAGACUCAAGUGUUAAUCAAAAAUUGCAAUUGUAAAAAAAAAAAAAUUAUUAUUGACUUUUAAGCUCGUCGGUAAUGCGUUAUUUAAAUGUACAUGCUUAUGGUAUAGAAUUCCCGCCAUUUCCGUCGUAGUAUAUAUAUAGAUCAUCUUACCUUAAAGAACUUAGACCUGAUAGACACAGCUUCGACUGGUCAACGCCUUAUAACUCUAUUUUGAUUAUGUAUCAUCAAUUCGAUUGUUGUUAUCUUCAUGUUUUAGAGUUUGUAGUGAAAAAAUUCUAUGUAUUUUUAAAAUAUUUGUAAAAGAGUAUAAUUUUUGUUAAAAUCAUAAAUAGAAAUAAAAAU